Mya arenaria is the source of this 2949-nucleotide messenger RNA. RefSeq lists its product as uncharacterized. Gene Ontology annotation, molecular function: protein dimerization activity. The transcript is spliced from 3 exons. The coding region runs from base 64 to 1737 and encodes 557 amino acids. NCBI's taxonomy places the organism in Eukaryota, Metazoa, Mollusca, Bivalvia, Myida, Myidae. The record is from RefSeq and is a predicted model, not a curated record.
CCCUAGUCAAAAGUUUGACAUGCGUGAGAAGAUCAGGUUUAGCUAUUAAACCAAGAUCUAAACAUGACACAGGCUACAUACAAUAGUAAUGAAAUGUUUAGUGAGUGCCUUGACCCACGCUAUCAGUUCAAGGUUGAAGUAGCCAGCGAUUAUGAUUCGUCUGAUUAUGAAGAGAUAGAUCUUGGACUAAAAGAUGAGGAAAAAACAGUGUUUGACAACUGUAAUCAGCUUGUAAAGUCCGAAAAUGAAAUGCACAUAGGCGCACAGUCGUCAGCACCAUCUUGUUAUCUUACCGAUAUCAUUGGUGAUGAAAAUAAUUGUGAUAAAUGGGCCAAACCAACGUGGACCAAUAUCGUUAUAAAGCCCGAAAUAAAAGAAGAACAUGAUAAUCUUUAUGAUAAUGGCAAUGGAACAGUUUUAAUUGGAAACACCAAGCCAUUAGUCACCAAUUACAAAGGCAUCCUGUCAGCAUCACAAUUAAAUGAUUCCAUAGCUAAAAACUCAGAAAGUCUCAAUUCAACUGAUCAGUCGUUUGGCAAAAUAUCAUCAAUAAAGCAAUGCUUAGAACAAAACAAAAUACAGAACUUCUCUCAGUUUGGUAUACAGCGAGUUAAUACUAAUAUGAAAUUAGACUCAUUAGCUAACUUAAACUUUGCUGAGUUGUUUGGACAGUGUCAUUCUUUGCAAUGUAAAAAUAAAGAUAGAAAGAAUCCUUUCAUACAGAUCCCGAGGUGUGACGAGGGUAUACGUCUAGUACAUAAUCAACGUAGUGAUCGUCAUAGCACUAAACAUGUUGUUGUCCAGGAUUCAGCGAAAGGAGAAAGGAAACGACCAUGUAUUGAACAUAUUGUAUCCCACAAUGACCUUACUCAGUCCAAUAAUGUAGAUGGCGAGUCCAAUAAUGUAGAUGGCGAUGAAACUGUACGAAAAAAUCGAAAAAUGCAAGAGGAACAAGAAAAAUAUUUAAAUGUGCCAAAUAUUAGCUUUGACUUUGAAUGCAGCAAAACAUAUUGUUCUGACAAGCAAGUUGCUUCACAAAUAUCAUCUGAUGGUUGCAAAGAAAAUCCUUAUUCAUCUUUUAAGGUUCAGUGUAGACACAUUCGUAAGGUGGGAAAAUCCAGGCAAAAACCCAUUAUUAUCAGUAAGGGUAAAAAAAACAUAAAGAAAGCAAAAUCAAACUCGAAACAGAAGCAACAAGUUGACCAGCCAGACGAGCUGUGUAAAAUUGUUCACGAUGAAUUUGACUCUGAUGUUGAUGUCCUAACAGACUGGGAUGGUUCAAAGGAGUUCAGGUCAAAAAUGCUGAAACAAUGGAUUGCUCUUGAGCAUGAUUAUUCGGGAAAGAAAACGAUAAAUCACCUUGCAAAAUUACCUCAGCAUGGAAAGGAGUUAUGCACAGAAAAAAGAAUGAAGAAAAUGAAAAAGGAGCAAGCACAGUGUGGUGACAGGGAACUAAGAGGAGUAAUGCAUAAUUCCUUAGAACGCAAAAGACGACAUGAGAUGUCAAACUUGUUUCUUGAACUUGGAAAGGUGGUAUAUUCUCCUAUCAAAUGGAUAAUGCUGAACAGACCAACCAAGAAAGGAAUAAUUCAGCGUGCCCUUCAACAAAUUGAAAAGCUAAAAUUGUCUUCUCUAGAUAUUAAUGUACAGAGAUAUAAUUUGAAAAUACAAAUUGAACACAACAGAGCUAAAAUUAAACGCUUGAGGGAAACUUUUGAUGAGGCAAACACAGUGUAGUCCAGUCGUGAAUGAUACAUGUAUAAAUGUUGUUAAGAGAAUAUUUAGUUUAAUUAACCCUUUUUUUUAUCUUUUUUUAACCUUAGCUCAUGUCGAGCUACUGGGUUUUCAUAACAUCAUAGAUACUAAUGUGAGCAAUGGCUAAAAUGAUUUUGAAGACCAUUCACAAAAAAAUGCAUGUUUCUUAUGGGUGUUUUUCUACAGACUUUCAAUACCAACUUGCGUCAAAUCUACCAAAGUUGUUUAAAUUCAUCUUUUUAUAUAAAUUUCUUGUAUUGGAAUGAGCCAUUUUUUUGUAAAAAUCCGCAAACAGCAAAGUGAUUUAAGACUUCUGUCAAAAAUCAGGUCGCAGAUUUUCAUAUUUUGUUCAAAAGUUGAUGUUUUAUGCAUUUUUCUUAGAGUGUUAGUUUAGCUUUUAGCCAUAAAACAUACAUUUUUGAACAAAAAUAUGAAAAUCUGCCAUCUGAUCCUUUGUCAGUAGUAUUACAUCACUGCUUUGCAGAUACUUUGCAAAAAUUGGCUCAUUCCAAGACAACAAAAAAGAAGUUGUCCAAAUGGUAAAUCUGUGAGAGUGCAGCUUUAAGGUUGAUUUAAUUGACUUAUAUUCACUUUGCAUGUUUAUACUCUGAUUUCUAUUUACAUGAAAUAAACAACAUAUAUCAUUUAAUGUACAAGUUUGUUUCAUCCAGGUUUCUCAACAUUGAAUGAUCGUGGCUUUUGCUCCACAGAAAUACACCAUAUAAAAUUGUUUAUCAACUUCACAAAUCAAAGAAUAAAUGUCUGUCGUUGUCAGUAAUGGCGUAUUAUUUUACGGUGCGCAUGCAACAAAUUACUCAUUAUCUUGCAAAGCAUCGAUGAUACAUGCAACUUGCAUUGACUUCACUUCAACUGGUCAAUAUAUCUGAAUCUUUAAAUACGCUUGUAAAAAAAUGCUUUGGAGUGUUUGAAACUCACUGUCUGAAGCUGCCAUUGAGUUGUUGCAAAAUGACUGUCUUCGAAGAGAUUGCGAUCGGUUUGGUUUAACUGAUUUACAAAAACAUCUUCCUAGAUUUAUUUGCAAACACAUAUAUCUUUUGCAUUGUCACUUAUUUUGCUCCAAAUGACGUGCCGCAGUUCUAUGCCAUUGACCUAACUUCCUGUUUAUAUUGUUUGUUUAUAUCUACUGAUGAAGGCGUCACGCCGAAACGUUUCAGAUAAUAAACUUUAUUUGUU